CGAGUUCGCUGCUUCUUCCACCGUGUCCACAUUUUACUCGCGAAAAUGCAGGCCAUCUCUGCUCGUGCUCCCCGCGUGGCGGCCAAGCCUGUGUGCCGCUCGGGCGCCCGCGCUCCUCUGCGCGUGGUCUGCAAGGCCUCCGCUGCUCGCGAGCAAAUCGUCAAGAAGAUUGCUCUGCUGAGCACUCUGCCCGCGACUCUGGCCGCCAGCCCUGCCUGGGCUUUGGUUGACGACCGCAUGAACGGUGAUGGCACUGGCCUGCCUUUCGGUGUGAACGAGCCGGUUCUGGGCUGGGUCCUGACUGGCGUUUUCGGUGUCAUGUGGGCUUUGUGGUUCAACGGCCAGCGUGACCUGGGUGACUUCGAGGACAACGACAGCGGCCUGAAGCUGUAAGCGCCUUCGCUUGUAUGGCUCGGCAGCAUUCCUUGGAGCUUUAAUGGCUAUAUCUGUAGGCAUUGAUGCUUGGGAUUGUGCACGGGUGUGGUGCAGCGGUGGCAGCGACGGUGUGUACCCUAGGCUGGGUCGGGCUGAUCCGUGCGCGGAGAUGCCGUAGGUGGUUGAGAAGAGAAGUUAUUAGUCCAUACACGGCAUUUGCCUACUGCCGCUUGAUAUCAGUUCGGCAGCGGCAUGCUUUGUCCGUCGGUAACGGUUUUUGCCGACGUGUAAUGACAUGACGUCUGAGCUGAUUUGUGUCAGCAUUCAGGAAUUGAAAUGUAAGCAGCUGCGUUUUGCUCCUU
Volvox carteri f. nagariensis is the source of this 737-nucleotide messenger RNA. It is a transcript of the gene psbw, whose product is annotated as photosystem II subunit W, chloroplast precursor. The transcript is spliced from 6 exons. NCBI's taxonomy places the organism in Eukaryota, Viridiplantae, Chlorophyta, Chlorophyceae, Chlamydomonadales, Volvocaceae. The record is from RefSeq and is a predicted model, not a curated record. Gene Ontology annotation, biological process: photosynthesis. The coding region runs from base 46 to 393 and encodes 115 amino acids. Gene Ontology annotation, cellular component: chloroplast; photosystem II.